Molecule: messenger RNA, 1110 nt
Organism: Echinops telfairi (small Madagascar hedgehog)
Lineage: Eukaryota; Metazoa; Chordata; Mammalia; Afrosoricida; Tenrecidae
Gene: GPR142
Product: G protein-coupled receptor 142
Biological process (GO): G protein-coupled receptor signaling pathway
Cellular component (GO): membrane
Molecular function (GO): G protein-coupled receptor activity
Source: RefSeq, a predicted model, not a curated record
AUGCUGGGAGGGAGGUGCAGGGCCUCCCAGAAGAAGCCACAAGUGACCCAAGACAUGGGGCUGGAGGGCCGAGAGACAGCUGGCCAGCCACAAAUGAUGAUGCUGCCCACGCCCAAUGGCAGUGGGCCAAGCCUGGAGUUUGAAGGACCCUGGCCAGAGGUCCCUGACAGGUCACCAUGUGUGGCUGGUGUCAUCCCUGUCAUCUAUUACAGCGUCCUGCUGGGCCUGGGGCUGCCGGUCAACCUCCUGACCGCAGUGGCCCUGGCCCGCCUUGCCGCCAGGACCCGGAAGCCCUCCUACUACUACCUGCUGGCGCUCACGGCUUCGGACAUCGUCACCCAGGUGGUCAUCGUGUUUGUGGGCUUCCUGCUGCAGGGGGCCGUGCUGGCCCGAGAGGUGCCCCAGGCCGUGGUGCGCACGGCCAACAUCCUGGAGUUCGCUGCCAACCACGCCUCCGUCUGGCUGGCCGUCCUGUUCACGCUGGACCGCUACAGUGCCCUGUGCCGGCCCCUGCACCACCGGGCUGCCUCGUCCCCUGGCCGGACCCGCCGAGCCAUCGCUGCGGUGCUUGGUGUCGCCCUGCUGACCGGCAUCCCUUUCUACUGGUGGCUGGACGUAUGGAGGGACGCGGACCCUCCCAGCACGCUGGACAAGGUCCUCAAGUGGGCCCACUGCCUCACUGUCUAUUUCAUCCCGUGCGGGAUCUUCCUGGUCGCCAACGUGGCCAUCGUCUGCCGGCUCCGGCAGAGGGGACGGGGCACGCUGCGGCCCCCCACGGGCAAGAGCAUAGCUCUUCUCCUGGGGGUCACCACGCUCUUUGCGCUCCUGUGGGCGCCCCGGAUCUUCGUCAUGCUCUACCACCUGUACGUGGCCCCUGUCCACCGUGACUGGAGAGUCCACCUGGCCUUAGAUGUGGCCAACAUGGCCGCCAUGCUCAACACAGCCAUCAACUUUGGCCUCUACUGCUUUGUCAGCAAGACUUUCCGAGGCACUGUGCGAGAGGUCAUCCGGGAUGCCCGCCUCCCCUGCACCCUGCGGUCUCGGCUGGAGCAUAUGGUGGCAGGGCCCGUGAUGAAGCCCCUAGGGCUCCCCAAAGGGGCAGAACUGUAG